AACUAAAAUCCUUUGGAACACCACCGGAACAAGUAGCGAUGGUGACACAAGCUGUUUUAGUUUUAUUUUCCCCCAGAGGUCAAAUUCCAAAAGAUGGAAGUUGGAAAGCGUUCAAAGCUAUGAUGGGACACGUUGACACAUUCCUCUCGCAACUUCGAAAUUACGACAAAGGGAAUAUUCAUCCUGAAGUAGUCAAGGCUAUCCAACCUUAUAUCAACAACAAAGAUUUUGACCCAGAGAUUAUUUAUUCAAAAUCACAAUCCGCUGCAGGUCUUUGCAGCUGGGUGAGAAAUAUAAUGGUUUUCCAUUAUAUUAAUGAAACAGUGAAACCAUUAAGAGCUGCACUUGCACAAGCUAAUGCCGAGUUAAAAUAUGCCAUGGAUCACUUGAAUGCUUUGAGGACACGAUUAGCGGUAAAUUAAUAUUCAUUUCAUUGCUCGUCAUGAUGUAUAUGUAUAUAUAAGGAAAUUUGUUAUAUUAUAAAAGCACAUAAUUUCAAUGAACAUGUAUAACAUCUAUCAUGUUUGCUUUAGAAUGAUGGAUAUAUACAUUUAUAUCAAUAUUAAUCAUAAUUUUCUUUAUUAUUUCUUUGAAUUGUACGAUUUUUCUUGUAAUUAUUAUUCCAUGUUUCAAAAGGUGUAGUACAAGAAUGAAUAUAUAAUAAUAUACAUAAUAAUACAAUAUGAUAAUAUAAAAACAAUUACAAAGAAUACA
Messenger RNA from Bombus pascuorum, 714 nucleotides. RefSeq names its product dynein beta chain, ciliary-like. Gene Ontology annotation, cellular component: dynein complex. Gene Ontology annotation, molecular function: minus-end-directed microtubule motor activity; dynein intermediate chain binding; dynein light intermediate chain binding. The record is from RefSeq and is a predicted model, not a curated record. Bases 39 to 422 code for a protein of 127 amino acids. Gene Ontology annotation, biological process: microtubule-based movement. NCBI's taxonomy places the organism in Eukaryota, Metazoa, Arthropoda, Insecta, Hymenoptera, Apidae. The transcript is spliced from 2 exons.